CGACGAGAUACGCGAUCCAUCAACGUCGUUCGUGAACACGGAACUUUCUAUUUGCUUUUAAUCGUUUAAUAAAGAUUCGAUAUUAAGCAUGUAUUCCUUUGUUGCUGUAAUUGCUAUCUUCUAUGUAUCAAAGUUUAGUAUCGUUGAUGCACAAUUUCAAAGACAAUCUGAUUGUAACACGCCAAAUCAAGUUGCUGGAAAUUGUAUUACAAUCCGUCAAUGUAUUCCAUUGUUGACUAUGCUUCAAGAGAAGCCUCUCCGAACGGAAACUGUGGAUUAUCUAACACGAUCUCAAUGUGGUUUCGAAGGCAAAGAUCCUCGUGUAUGUUGUCCUCUCUCUUUUGACGAAUCAAAUCAACCUUCUUAUUCGAGGACUGUAUCACCUACAGAAGAAACACGUGCUGGAUUAGAAAGAACAGAGGAUCCUAUCAGCAAUUUACUUAAUAAUCCUUUAUUACCAAGCGAAUGCGGAAAAAGUUUGAUACCUCGAAUUAUCGGAGGAACACGUACCGCCCUUGACGAAUUUCCAUGGAUGACUUUAUUGGAAUAUCAACAUCCAAGAGGACGAACUACUGCCUGCGGAGGAGUCCUGAUUAACGAACGUUAUGUACUUACCGCUGCUCAUUGCUUAAAGGGUAAGGAUUUACCAAAAACGUGGACAUUAACAAGCGUACGAUUAGGCGAAUACGAUACCUCCUCCGAGAAAGAUUGCAUUCAAGAGGAAGACGAAGUUAUAUGCUCCGAUGAUCCGAUCACAGUAGGUAUCGAAGAACAAAUUGUUCAUGAACAAUACAGGCCAUUAUCGAAAGAUCAGAAAUAUGAUAUCGCAUUAUUAAGAUUGUCAAGGAAUAUCGUCUCGACAAAAUAUAUAAAGCCAAUUUGUUUGCCACGAACUCCUUCGUUUGGUCAAAAAAUGUACGUAGCAGGUUGGGGUAAAACGGAGUUUAAUUCGUCCUCAGACUUAAAACUGAAACUAGCAUUGCCUUUGACCGAUAAAAAUGAUUGCGAUAGAACUUACGAUCAAGUUGGUAUCAGACUCGGUUUCGGACAAAUUUGUGCCGGUGGUCAGAAAGGUAAAGAUUCAUGCAGAGGAGAUUCAGGUGGACCACUCAUGUCCAUUGAAAAUUUACCUAAUGGUGAUGGAAUAUGGGUAACCGUAGGAGUUGUAUCUUUUGGUCCUACACCCUGUGGUAUGCCUGGUUGGCCCGGUGUUUAUACUAAAGUUUAUGAUUUUGUUCCAUGGAUAACUAGUAAGAUAAGAUCUUAAGAGAACUAUUGGAGAAAUUUUUGUACUUUUUCGUUUUCCUAUUUUUUAUAAUUUCUUCGUUCUCUUUUUAUCCUUUUUAUUUCUUCUCUUUUUUUUUUCUUCACAAAAUGUACUUCAAUUAAAACCGAUCGAUAAUUAAAAGAAAUUUUAUUCUCGUAUUUAAUAAUUCUACAUGAAAUUACAUUUAUAUUAGUUUUAAGAAUCUUAAUACCUAAAGAAUAAAAGAGAUGAAAAAGAAAAACAAAAGUAAAGAAGAAAACUGCCAAAGUACAAUAGACCAUGUACUCGAUUAUGUCGAAUUUAAUUUAUAUUCAAGCGAUAUAUUGCUACAUUAAUUAUUCUUUUAAUUUAGGGAUUAUUAAUGAAUUGUUUCUAUUGACUUCUUCAUCGAAAGAAUAAAAUUCUUUUUUUCUAUUA
Messenger RNA from Vespula vulgaris, 1684 nucleotides. Its product is annotated as CLIP domain-containing serine protease HP8-like. The transcript has 3 exons. Gene Ontology annotation, molecular function: serine-type endopeptidase activity. Bases 89 to 1267 code for a protein of 392 amino acids. The record is from RefSeq and is a predicted model, not a curated record. Lineage: Eukaryota; Metazoa; Arthropoda; Insecta; Hymenoptera; Vespidae. Gene Ontology annotation, biological process: proteolysis.